Molecule: messenger RNA, 1971 nt
Organism: Meira miltonrushii
Lineage: Eukaryota; Fungi; Basidiomycota; Exobasidiomycetes; Exobasidiales; Brachybasidiaceae
Product: aspartyl aminopeptidase
Exons: 1
Coding region: 415-1938 (507 amino acids)
Biological process (GO): proteolysis
Cellular component (GO): fungal-type vacuole
Molecular function (GO): zinc ion binding; aminopeptidase activity
Source: RefSeq, a predicted model, not a curated record
CGGAUGAUAAGUAUCCGUUCUUGGCACAAAACAAGAACCACACUCUCUCCCCCAUGCUUUUAAUUUGGUGGAGUGUUGACUAAAGAGAGGUUAGAAGAAUGCUUUUUCUUCGGGCAAAAGUCCGAAUUAUCCAAGUCAAUCAAUGCAUUAACGCUUGGACGCAAUUGCAGUAGCGCCAAAUGCUUGUCAAGCAGCAUACACACUUCAAUCGAGUAAUCAACUUUGGUUCAUCACGCGACACAAAAAGCGAUCCUAUCUUUACUCUCUCAACUUCAUCUUCCAAACAGACUGUGGCCCAAUCUGUCUUCAUCACUUUUUGGUCGAUCGUUUUGCAGUCUAGCUGCCCUUCCACUUCGAUUCGCUUCACGUCAAACAUCUCUUACAACUUCUAUUCCCGCCUUCCCGAUCAGAAUCAUGACCGCCAUUCAUCCUGCCACACUUUCCACUUCUGCACCUUCAUUGCAAGGUCAUCAUGUUCAAGAAGGACCAGAUGCAGCUUUACGUUUCUUGCAAUACAGCGACCAAAGUCCAACUCCAUUCCAUGCAGUCGCAACAAGUGUUUCCAUGUUGGAAAAAGCUGGCUUCAAACGAUUAAGUGAAGGGGAUGUAUGGGAAGGUGCGGUUGAAAAAGGAGGAAAGUACUUUUUCACUCGUAAUGAAUCUGCUCUCGUUGCUUUUGCAGUUGGUGGAGAAUUUGUAUCGGGAAAAGGAGGCGUUCAUAUCGUCGGAGGACAUACAGACUCACCAAACUUCCACAUCAAACCCGUCUCUAAACGUGAGAAAGAAGGUUAUUUGCAAGUGCGGGUAGAGACUUACGGAGGCGGUAUCUGGCACACUUGGUUCGAUCGUGAUCUGACUUUGGCAGGAAGAGUGAUCGUAGCUCAAUCUUCUAAUAAAUUCGUCACCAAAUUGGUUCAUAUCAAACGACCACUUUUGAGAAUUCCUACUUUGGCUAUCCAUCUUGAUCGCUCAGUCAAUGAUGCUCUAAAGGUGAACAAGGAAGAAAACACUGUUCCAAUCAUUGGAUUAGCAGAAAAAGCUGAAGAGGCAUUAAAUGCAAAGGCUACCUCUACCGUUUCAGAGAUCACAGGAGCACCUACGAUGACCUCAAAGCAUCACUCUGUCUUGCUUGACGUUCUAGCGAAAGAGUUGGGCUGUGGUGUAGACGCAAUCCAAGACUUCGAAUUAAGCUUGGCCGACACACAACCGGCUUCUUUGGGUGGUAUCAACAACGAGUUCAUCUUUGCUCCUAGACUGGAUAAUCAGAUGACAUGCUUCUGCGCUACUACCGCUAUCAUCAAUGCACAUGGCGCCAAUGUCUCCAGCCUGUCUUCUUCAAAAUCGAUCCGAGCUAUUGCUUUGUUCGAUAAUGAAGAAGUUGGAAGUGUAUCUACGCAUGGAGCAGAAUCAAACAUUUUGGCAUCCUUGAUCAAGCGUUUGGCAAGCAUUCGUGUGAUUGCACCCUCAAGUGCAGAACAAGAGCAUGGAUCCGGAUCGCAUUAUGAACGUGCGAUCGCAAAGUCAUUCUUGAUCUCUUCUGAUAUGUCCCAUGCUUUCCAUCCCAAUUACCCUUCCAGAUAUGAAGAUGAACAUCGUCCACGUAUCAACGGAGGAACGAUCAUCAAGACCAACACGAAUCAACGAUAUGCAUCAACCGGUCCAACGAUCUUCCUGUUGAGAAGGAUUGCAAAACUUGCCAAUUUGCCUUUGCAAGAAUUUUGCGUUCGUAAUGACAUGCCUUGUGGAUCAACGAUUGGUCCUUUGAUGAGCAAGAAUGGUAUCAGAACGGUGGACGUUGGUAACCCACAAUUGAGUAUGCACUCCAUUCGUGAAACUUGUGGAAGUUUCGAUGUGGAGAGAAAGAUUAAACUCUUUGAAACGUUCUUUAAUCACUUUGAACAGAUCGACAGUGAGCUCACCACUGACUUAUCGCACUGAAAGUUUGCUUCGAUUACAUGUAUGAAUUACAAC